Molecule: messenger RNA, 4182 nt
Organism: Diabrotica virgifera virgifera (western corn rootworm)
Lineage: Eukaryota; Metazoa; Arthropoda; Insecta; Coleoptera; Chrysomelidae
Product: zinc finger protein 227-like
Exons: 2
Coding region: 446-2302 (618 amino acids)
Source: RefSeq, a predicted model, not a curated record
AAACAUCCCAAUAAUGAAAAGUCCAUUCUGUUUUGAGAGUUCUCUUACGUCAAAAAUUUUGACCUACGUAAUAUCGCUUUUGUAGUAAAAAUACUAUAAUAAUGUUUGUUCCAACAAGUAGCCGAACCGGCUGAAACUCUCAGCGAAAAGUCGACCAGCACGAGUAAAACUGCAAAUUAGCAGCAGCCUACCGAAAUUUUGUCAAAGACCAAGACCUGUGGCAACCGACAACACUGUCACCACGUGCCACAUUUGCACGCGGGCCAACAAAAUGAAGUGGACAAUAAAAUUGAGGGAGGAUUGAGAUUGAGUGAGCUUUGAGUUGUUUCUUGUUGUUAUGUUAAUGUCAUUCUUGUUUCCUUGAUAGAAUUCAUGAUUUGAAGUGAUUUCCACUUUUUGGGUGUAAAAUUGGAAUAGUACAUAAAUAAAAUCAAGUGUAUCAACAAUGGAAGUCAAAGAAGAAAUUACGGAGGAAACGUUUAAAAUAGAAAUAGAGUAUAAUGAUUUGGAUGAUGCUAUUUUGGAUGGCUAUGGCUUUAAAUGUGAAGUUCAGGAGUCUACUAGGGAAAGUACUCAUGGUACAUAUGGUUCUUUAGACUUUGAAACAAAACCAUUUGAAGAAAACCAAGAAUCUGAAAAAGGUCAUCUACAAGAUGAAAGCAAAAUGGAAAUUGAGGAGAAACUCAUUAAAGAUUCAUCUCACGACGAAAAUGACACGAGUCGACACACGGAAGGAAAAACUUUAAAUAAACCUAUGACAGUUGUGAUUGGAAAAAGACCUUAUAAAUGUGAAAUUUGUUUUAAGCAGUUUUCUCAUGCAGUUCAUUUGAAAAGACAUUUGAAUGUGCACGUUGGGGAAAAACCUCAUAAGUGUGAAAUUUGUUUUAAACAGUUUAGUGAAGCAGGUACUUUAAAAAGACAUUUGAGAGUGCACACUGGGGAAAAACCUUACAAGUGCGAGAUUUGUUUUAAGCAGUUUUCUCAUAGAUUUUAUUUGAAAAAUCAUUUAAGAACACACACUGGAGAAAAACCUUACAAGUGUGAGAUUUGCUUUAAACAGUUUAGUGCAGCAGGUAGUUUAACAGCACAUUUAAGAACGCACACUGGAGAAAAACCUUAUAAGUGUGAAAUUUGUUUCAAGCUGUUUGCUCAAGCAGUUGGUUUGAAAAGUCAUUUGAGAGUGCACACUGGGGAAAAACCUUACAAGUGCGAGAUUUGUUUUAACCAAUUUACCACAGCAAGUUAUUUGAAAAUUCAUUUAAGAACUCACACUGGCGAAAAGCCUUACAAGUGUGAAACAUGUUUUAGGCCGUUUAGUAGAGCAGAUGAUUUGAAAAAACAUUUGAGAGUACACACUGGAGAAAAACCAUACAAGUGCGAAACUUGUUUGAAGCAAUUCAGAGAACUAGGCACUUUCAGAAAGCAUUUAAAAACACACACUGGAGAGAAACUUUACCAGUGUAAAAUUUGUUUUAAGUCGUUUUCUCGAACAGAUAGUUUGAAAUCACAUUUGAGUGUGCACACUGAGGAAAGGGAAAAACAUUAUAAGUGUGAAAUUUGUUUUAAGCAGUUUAUUUAUGCAAAUAGUUUGAAAACACAUUUGAGGGUGCACGGUGGGGAAAAACCUCACAAGUGCGAGAUUUGUUUUAAGCAAUUUACUGAAGCAGGUACUUUGAAAAGUCAUUUAAAAAUUCACACUGGAGAAAAACCUUACAAGUGUGAGAUCUGUUUUAGGCGAUUUGGUGAUGCAGCUAGUUUGAAAAGACAUUUGAGAGUACACACUGGAGAACAACCUCACAGGUGUGAAAUUUGUUUUAAACAAUUUAGUCAUAAAAGUUCCUUGAAAACACAUUCGCGAGUGCACACUGGGGAAAAACCUCACAAGUGUGAGAUUUGUUUUAAGCAGUUUUCUCAGGCAGCACAAUUGAACAAUCAUUUAAGAACGCACACCGGAGAAAAACCGUACAAGUGUGAGAUUUGUCUUAGGCAAUUUAGUUUAGCCAGUAGUUUGAAAAGACAUUUAAGACAGCACACUGGCGAAAAACCUCACAUGUGUGAAAUUUGUUUUAAGCAAUUUAAUCUUAAAACUUCCUUGAAAACUCAUUUGCAAGUGCACACUGGGGAAAAACCUUUUAAGUGCGAUAUUUGUUUUAAGCAAUUUACUACAGCAAGUUAUUUGAAAAGACAUUUAAGAAUUCACACUGGAAAAAAGCCUUACAAGUGUGAGAUUUGUUUUAAGCAGUUUACUAAAACAAAUGAUUUGAAAAAACAUUUGAGAGUGCACACUGGAGAGAAACCAUAGAAGUGUGAAACUUGUUUUAAGCAGUUUAUUUAUGCAAGUUCUUUGAAAUUGCCAGCCACUAAUUCCGAAUGAGAGAUGGUUUAAAGAUGAAUCAAAUACGCUGUUUAUAAAAACAAUAAACAGAAUGAGGUCAAAUCACGCACUAACCCCAGCAUACAAACACAGCAUAGGUAUCAGUGAUAACCCAUAUUGCGCCUGUGGUGGAAUAGGAGAUCUACAGCACCUCAUAUUGGAGUGUGGACAGUACAGACAAAAUAUUAAAGUAAUGUAUGAAAAGUUAAUUGAUCUAAAUUGUCCUUUACCUGUCAAUUCAAACGAAAUUCUUUUUCCAAAAAAUAAGCAGACGUUAAAAUAUCUUUACAAAUAUGUAACGUCCUGUAAAUUUAAAUUUUAAAUAGGUUAGAUAAUAAAAUUAAAAAUUCGUUGCAUUGGAAUUACAAAGUUCUAUCUAUCUGCCUCAGGUGCCAUUUUUAGUUAUGACUGUUGAAAAUUUCUAUGUUAUGUAUUUAUUUUACUAUUAUCGCCACCUGUAUAUGUAAAUUCAAAAAAAAAAUUAAUAUAUUUUUAUUAACCAUAAAACGUUAUUUCAAUAGUUAAUACAAAUGAGUUCUGAUUUGAGAAAUUAUUUAAACUUAUUUAAUGAAGGUUUAUCUUCCACAUAUAGAUUUGUUUAACAAUUAUUAUAUAAUAAAACAACUCGAAGUUAUUUGGUAAAGUCUUAUUGUUAACUUAUAAACACUUUUAGUUCUUGCAAAUAGGACCUUGUGUACUUAGUUGACUGUUUUUUAUGUCAAUUAGAACCUUGUUAACUGGUCAACAUUUAAGAUAGAAACUUAGAUAGAACCUUGUAACUUACGUAUUUCAGCCACCUGUUAAUAGAUAUCGUUGCUAGUAUCAUAUUAAGGUGAAGAACAUAAAAUAAAACAAAGUUAAAUAAAAAUCUCAAUUUAGACAAAAAUUACAGAUAAAACCUUGUUAUUCUGACGCAACGAAUUGUAAAAUAUUACACAAAUUUGAAAAAAAAAAUGUAUCCAUUAAUAUAUUAUAACACCCUGUAAAUUUAGAUUAUAAGUAGGCUUAGAUGUUAAAUUAAACAUUGUUAUUGUAAUACCAUACAAAAAAAAACAAAUAGUCUGGCUAAUUGGCUAAGCCAAAGCCAUUAAAAUAAAAAAAAGUUUAUUCAUGCAAGUUCUUUGAAAAUACAUUUUAAUGUGCACGCUGGGGAAAACGUGGGAAAUUUGUUUUAAGCAGUUUUCUCACAAAUGUUUUUUGAAAAUAUGUUAUGAGAGUACCUACAUUUAUUUAUUUGUUAAGAGCACACAGUGGCGAUCAACAGGUAGCAACAAACGCGGUCCAAGAUUGCGGUUCCAAUUUUUAAUAUUUGGUCGAAAUAUUUGGCACACAUUCGUAAUAUAAUAAAGAAUGGCGGUACAGAGCCCAAUUUCAGAAAUAUGUUAGUAUGUGGAAAUUACUCUAUAACUAAAUAAAAAUAUUACAAAAAGAAGCCUGUACCGCCAUUAAGAACGACAAAAAAUACUCUUUCUUCAAAUAAACAUUUUUAUCCCGUCCCUAGAUUUUGUGUCACAUUGGAUCUACUAAAAAUCGAGUUUUUUAUAACAAGAAAUAGAACGUCACUGACUCGGCAAUAUUUCGCGCCCAUGUGUAUAAAAAUUAUUGUUUUUGAUAGUAUAAACGUCACUGUCAGUGUCGAAUUACCGACGUACUGUUGCGUCACUUUCGAAAGUUCGCAGAACUUGCAAUCUUGGACCGCGUUUGUUGCUACCUGUUGAUCGCUACUGUGUGCUCUUAAGCUUAACAGGCCUUGUAAGCAUAGGGUUAAAAUGUGUACAUUUCUAAUUACAUUUUGUUUUAAUCUUAAA